GCCUCAGUCACCUUUGAAGAUGCUGCGGAUUCUGCUCUGUCUGGCAUUGGGCAUUCUCGGCUGUCAAGCCGCCUGCAAUGUCUGCAAUCCCGAUACCGGCACGAUUUGUUUAACCGCAACUAAUUUCACAUUUUGUGAUGGAGUAUCGGUCAUUGGGUCCACAGCGAAAUGUCCCGAUGGUUAUUAUUGCACGCAAGAGAUCAAAUUCUGUCAGAGUAGGCCGGAACUCGCUGCCUGCAGCGCAGAGACCUCCAGCAGUACCACGGAGAGCACGACAGAGUCCACAACCAGCAGCACAGAGAGCUCCAGCAGCUCUACUGCGACCUCCAGCAGCACAACAGCACCCACCACCAGUACUACGAGUACCCCAACCACAGUGGAUCCAGCCAUCAUUGAUAUGUGUCAAGCCAAAGCAUCCACUGGACGCUACACCAAUCCCAAUGAUGCCACCUGCCGCAGCUAUGUCAUUUGCUUCUAUCGGGGUUCUGUUUGGUUGGGAAAUGUCUGGCAAUGUCCUACUGCUAAGCCCUAUUUCAGUAGCAUUACCUCCGCAUGCGGAACGAUACCUUCCAUUUGUGUGUGAUGUCUAUUAAAAUGUCUAAAUGA
Drosophila subobscura is the source of this 606-nucleotide messenger RNA. Its product is annotated as bypass of stop codon protein 1-like. Lineage: Eukaryota; Metazoa; Arthropoda; Insecta; Diptera; Drosophilidae. Gene Ontology annotation, cellular component: extracellular region. The record is from RefSeq and is a predicted model, not a curated record. The coding region runs from base 20 to 583 and encodes 187 amino acids. The transcript is spliced from 2 exons. Gene Ontology annotation, molecular function: chitin binding.